GCGCAUACGCACCGAGAAACAGAAAUUCCUCGUUUAUGUCCUGUGCAGCUGCGCUAUAUAAUCCCAAAGCUAAUACCCGGCACCGCCAAAAUAAAAGGUCUUGGCCCCUCAUAAUUCAUCAUCCCAAACCACACCGAAGAAAGAAAAGGGCUCACCUUUCAAUCUCAAACCAAAAGCUGGCACUUUCUUUUCCUCCUUUCACGCUUAUAAGGAAGUUGUUGGUCUUAAGACAUCCAGCACUUAUGUGAAGAAACUUACAUUAAAAUUUAUGUUGAAGAAAGAUGGCAGGUGGGAAGGACAAACAUGAAAAUGAUUCUACUGAUAAAGGGUUGCUUUCACAUCUUGCUGGAUAUGCUGCUGGUUACUACUCCCCACAUGGAUCAUAUCCUCCACACGGAUAUCCUCCUCAACCAUAUCCCCAGCAGGGCUAUCCUCCUGCUGGAUAUCCUCCUCCGGGUGGAUGUCCUCCUUCGGGCGGAUAUCCACCAGCUGGUUAUACUCCUCCAGGAGGAUACCCACCUGCAGGUUAUCCUCCUCCUGGUGGUUACCCUCCGGCUGGUUAUCCUGGUCCAUCAGCUCCACAUCAUUCAGGGCAUGGAUCGCAUGGAUCUGGUAUGGGGGCACUGUUAGCUGGGGGUGCAGCUGCUGCGGCUGCUGCUUACGGGGCUCACCACCUGUCUCAUGGGCUUGGACAUCAUGGUUUUGGGCAUGGCCUUGGUCGUGGGAAGUUCAAGCAUGGAAAAUUUAAGCAUGGGAAGUUUGGCAAGCGGUGGAAGCAUGGAAUGUUUGGAAAGCACAAGGGCAAACUCUUUAAGAGAUGGAAGUGAUUCUUACCUAUUUGACUCCCUCUCUUAUUAUACAUGCACCAGCUUUCUCCCAUAUCUGAUUUGGCUAUUCAGAGAUUGCUUUCUGUUUCUCCUAAUGAAUCUACAUUCAGUUUAGUUAUCGCUAUGACUAUAGUCAUGCCAUGCAUGCAUAAUACAUACUUACUGCUCUGUAUGAGUUGCUCUUUAACAUUUCCACAUGUUUUCAUUGUUUAUUCUAGACUGGGAUUUGAAAUUAUUUGGUUGGAUUAGCUUAUUUUCAGUACAAGAGAGAGAAGGUUCAUAGUAGGAAUUGGAUUUGAGUGUUUUUGUUA
This is a messenger RNA of Hevea brasiliensis (rubber tree), 1138 nucleotides long. RefSeq names its product glycine-rich protein A3. The transcript has 4 exons. NCBI's taxonomy places the organism in Eukaryota, Viridiplantae, Streptophyta, Magnoliopsida, Malpighiales, Euphorbiaceae. The record is from RefSeq and is a predicted model, not a curated record. Bases 282 to 827 code for a protein of 181 amino acids.